Messenger RNA from Rhopilema esculentum, 612 nucleotides. NCBI's taxonomy places the organism in Eukaryota, Metazoa, Cnidaria, Scyphozoa, Rhizostomeae, Rhizostomatidae. The record is from RefSeq and is a predicted model, not a curated record.
AUGAAUGACGAAACACCAACUGCCAGCACCUCAACAGGUUCGCUUACUUUCUCCAAUGCCAUGCUAUCUCCAGUCGCUGCAUUUUGGCCGACUGAUCCCGUUGUCUGGUUCGCACAGGUGGAAGCCCAAUUUUUAACACGCAAUAUCGCAUCUCAAGUCACCAAAUAUGCCUACGUGGUGGCUUCACGGCAACCUGAAAUUGCACAAGAGGUACGCGACCUGCUUGUCAAUCCUCCUACAGCAGAGCCGUACGAUCAACUCAAAGCAGAACUGAUUAAGCGCAUUUCAGCUUCUGAGCAAAAACGUUUUCACCAGCUUUUGACUUCAGAGAAACUUGGUGAUAGAAAGCCCUCGCAACUUCUCCGCAAAAUGCGACAACUUCUUGGUGACAAUCGUUUAGAAGACAGCCUAUUGCGAAAGAUAUUUCUAAAUCGGCUGUCUAUCAACGCUCAGCUAAUUUUAGUCUCUACUCCCGAAUCAGUUUCCACUGAAAAUCUAGCAACACUUGCUGAUAAAAUAAUGGAAGUGGCUAUUCCUUCACCCCCGUUGCUGCUUUUGCUGCCUCCAACACAACACCACCAAGCGAAGUUGCCGAACUCCGUCAGCAAAUAA